AUGCCAGGUAAACUUGCAGUUCAGCUUUUGAGGAAGAAGCUCAGGACGUACUGUACUAUGGCAGAGGGCGGGGAAAUGUCAGGUGCCGCAGCAAAUGACGUUUUUCGAAUGGAGGAGAGACCAGAACAUGGGAUGAAAGUGUUACAGGGCCUGAACAAACUCAGACAGGAGGGUGUUUUAUGUGAUGUCACACUUAUUGCAGAAGGUAUGCAGUUUAACUGUCAUCGUGCCAUCCUUGUUUCCUGUUCAGACUACUUCCUGUCAAUGUUCACAAGCGGCAUGCGGGAAUGCAACCAGAAAGAGAUUGAAUUAAAAGGCAUCACUGCAAAGGGUUUAGAGAAGGUGAUUGAGGUGGUCUACACAUCAACCACCACUUUAGAAGGUGACGAUAUCUUCGAUGUCAUCGCAGCAGCCACACACCUGCAAGUGACACCUGUGAUAGAGUUUUGUGAGCGGAAUUUUCUCAGUGGAAUGAACACCAGUAAUUUCUAUGACUUCAUUAACACAGCAAAGCUGUAUAGCAUGCACAAUGCUUUGAAACAGAUUGAUGUUUUCAUUGCCAGAAACUUAAUGCAGAUAGCAAAGGAAAACACCCUUAACUUGCUGACCUAUGAGCAAAUGGUCAGCUGUUUAAGCAGUGACAAGCUGUGUUUUCGGGAAAUGGACAUCUUUCAUAUCACCUGGGAGUGGUUAAGAAUGGAUUCCCGGAGAUUAUGUCAAGCCCCAUCCUUGAUGAAGCUGAUUCGUUUUCCUCUUAUUAAUCCAGCAGAUUUAGUCCACCAGGUGCAGGCCGUAGAACUCAUGAUGUCCAAUCCAGAGCUGCGUCAAAUUGUGCUGACCGCAUUGAACUAUCAUGUGGUGCCACAUUCACAACCUUUACUUACAACACCCUCUACGAGAUUACGUUCGUUUGUUGAGAGACUUGUCAGCGUAGGUGGCCGUGAGAUACAUCCUAAUCCUUGUCUGCACGAUGAGCUUUUGGUGUUUGAUUCUAAAAUAAACUCCAGCAGUUUGCUAAAUCGUCAGGAGAUAGCCACUUUGCCGAGCGCACUCAGCCAUAUGCAGGUGCUUGUGUUUAAUAAUUUUCUCUAUGUUUUAGGGGGUUGCACAACUCAGUGUGCACACGGCGAAUCCGCAGUCAACUCGGUUCUCAGAUAUGACCCUCGUUUUGACACUUGGUUCCAAGUAUGCCCCAUGCUGAACAAACGAGCAUACUUCUUUGCAGGUGCGUUAAACAGUAAAAUUUAUUCAGUCGGUGGCAAAUUCAAAGAUGGAAGCUUAGCUACAGCUGAGUGCUACGAUCCUGCCGAAAACACUUGGGAGCUUAUAGCGUCGAUGCCAAUGUCAUAUCAUGCACACGCUGGUGCCACUUAUGGAAAUCAUAUUUAUAUCUCGGGAGGUUACUCAGGCAAUCAUUUCACACCAGACAUGCAAAGAUACGAUCCAAAUACUAAUGCUUGGGAAGACAUGGCACCGAUGCUGACACCUCGUGGCUGGCAUGUUAUGUGCGCUAGCCGUGACAAACUGUUUGUCUUUGGUGGUUGUAACCUGAAUGUCAACCAGCAGGCCCAACCCGUCAUGCAGUCGGAGUGUUAUGACCCAUCUAUGGAUCAGUGGACAAUCGUGGCCCCACUGUCUAUCUCUCACAAGGAAGCAUCGUGUGUAGUGUACCGAGACAAUAUCUAUGUCCUCGGGGGCUAUAACGUACAGACCAAGACAGGACAGAAAUUGGUGAGCAGAUAUGAUGUGUUCGCUGGGAUUUGGGAAACUGUGGGUGCUCUUCCACGUAGUCUGACCGGAGUAGGUUAUUGUACAAUCAAGCUGCCGUCAUAUGACCCUGAGGAACUGCAAGCUGAAGGGGAUUAG
Molecule: messenger RNA, 1866 nt
Organism: Candidula unifasciata
Lineage: Eukaryota; Metazoa; Mollusca; Gastropoda; Stylommatophora; Geomitridae
Source: the annotation of a GenBank genome assembly